Molecule: messenger RNA, 5988 nt
Organism: Schistocerca gregaria
Lineage: Eukaryota; Metazoa; Arthropoda; Insecta; Orthoptera; Acrididae
Exons: 5
Coding region: 3484-5892 (802 amino acids)
Source: RefSeq, a predicted model, not a curated record
UAGCCCUCGAGAUCUCGUGUUAUUCGCUGGCAGACGAGUGUCAACGGCUGCCGAACGAGCGUGAUUACUGUUACAUGUUGUGGUGUGAAGUUGGUCGGGCGUUUUGGCGACAUGGGCAGCUUGGCGAUACAAGUUCUGUGACUUCGCUGGGAACAAAAUUUGAAGUGAAGCGGUGAAGCAGUGGAACCCGCUCCCUCGUAUUGUGUACGUGACAUGAACGGCAGGAGCGGGCGUGCGCCAGCGCAGGGAAAGGAGCCUCGUCCGGCGUUACGUCAGGGCGCGGUGGCGGCGGGUUCGGCCGAGAGGCACGCAGAAGGCCGCCGGCGAGGAGGCAGUGCCGCUCUGACCGCACACUGGCGCAGCUGGGGAUCCCUCCGGAGCCGCCGCUUCCUCCUGCACAGCCGCAGCCGCUACCGGCGGCCGUUCCAGGGCGACUCAGGGCGCGCGUCAGCCAACCACCAGCGUGGGUGUACAGGGGCCGAGGUAACCUCUGACUGACAGGCCUUCUCGUUCACCAGCGGCGUAGACAAGUUGGAACCUAACGUCCAGGGUCCUAUCCGGUUCGACAGCUCCGAGAAACUCGGCCGGCACCAGAAGAUCUUCUGCCUCUACCUCAACUGAUGUCCAAGGCCACUCCUCCAGGAUACUAAACUGCCUUGGAUAGGUGAAGCUCUACUGUACGGCUCGGCGACAGGGACCAGAGGAACAUUCGGCAGUGCAGCCUUCUCAGUUGCCAACGCUGGGACAAAUCUCUGCCCUCGGGCGCAGCUAGCUCAACAGCCAGUACUAACAAACUCAAUCAGUACUAGAAGAUCUUGUAUGUCUGCUUCAGUUACUGUCCAAGAGUGAGGCCACAAGUGUCUGUCAGACCGUGAAGUUGGACUGAGAUUGGAGCAACAUAGUGGUGCAGUUCUGACAUCUACUAUCCUUGACGGUCCUGUGCCCAGAUUGUACUGACAAAGUCUGCCUGCACCAUAUGCUCUUCUGUGUCUGCACGAACUGGUGUCCGAGCUUGGGUAGGACCAAUGGUGCUGAAGGAAGAUAGUCAGAAAAUCCCAACGUGAAGUCGCACAGUACCAUUGGCCCAGUGUUCAACCUUCUCUUCAAUAGCAGAAUGUGCAUCUCUACAGAGAGGAGACCUAAUGCCUGAGGAUGAUACACAUCGACACAGAUCAGUGUUGAGAGACAGAGAUCUGGGUGUGCCGUCUUCACAUCUACCAGCGUCUAGUUGUCAGUGUCGACUAUCAUCGGAAAUUCUUUGUGUAUCUAUCUCAACUGAUGUCCAAGAAUGAUCGAAACCUUUGGUGGUAAUGAGACAUAGUCUGCUACAGUUCAAAGCGAAAUCAGUCGUAAAGCUGAACGAUAGACGCUAGAGCACAAGUAGAAGUUUAUCCUUUUUUUUCAACGGUAGAGUACGAUGGGUGUGGCUCCACAUGAAGAGUGAAUCCACGACAGACGAGUCCCUAUAGUCCACUUCCACCAAGGUGACAGUCUCAACCAACGCCAGAAAUUACUGAACCCAAUGAAAACUGCGACUUUUAGUCGCAAUUGCAGUUAUUUAGUUUCCAGAGAUCAACGCCAGUCCUAUUAUCCAUAAUAGAAAGGCACAUGAGAAAGCUGUGGCAGCUAAACCCAGAUGACAGCAACAGCAGAAGGCCCAUAUUGAAAUUGGAAAGUCUUCCAGGGGUUCCACUGUAGCCUUUCACCGUCUGACCUCCAAUAAAGCCAAAAUUUUUCAUGUUCCAUUUCCAACUGCUGCUAUUUGUAGUAAAAGGAAACUGUCUUUCAUUGAACAACACAAGUCCAAACGAAAAGCUCUAUGGAAUAAUUGUAGGCUUCUCUCUUCAUCUGGCCACUGAAAAGUUUUGGACUUGUUAACUUGUUAUUAACAGAAACGUUCGCCACUCAUUCUGGGACAGAUCAGUUCCAAGGAAACGAGUAUAGCAUAUUCUGCCAACGUCCACUGAUAGAUGUCUGGCACCUCGAACCUGCAGUGACUUUUGAGACAGUCAUAGCCACAUGGAUCAUAGGCCCAUCGAGUAUCUUCUCGCGUAGAGGCUAUAACAACUGUAUAUUCAGUGGAGAUGCUGAGUAGGAUCGGGGUGAACAUUACUCUUCCACUGUAUAUGGAAUCAGACCACCACUAGUGCUAUUACACCUGAGUACAUAGUGAAGAAGGCGUACUAUCUACGAUCAUCACAUAGUGAAGGUAGUGGAUCCUUCUGAUUGUUGGUUGCAUCAAAUACACUGGGUUUAAGUGGAUGCCCACAAGAACAAUAUUGGUUAUCGAGUUGGCCGUUGGGCCGAGGAAUCUGAUCAGUAUCGAGCAGCGGCAUCUACUCCAAUUGCGAGCCCACAUAUAACACUGGAGAACAGACUGAGGCAGCUGUAAUAGCUCCUCCUGUUAGCGCAUACUACAAAGCGAAUGAGAUUUGCUUUUAUGUUGGAUUGUUAUAGGCCUGUUGAACAAACGAAAGUGUGGCCAUUUCCUCAACCGGUGCCGUGUACUUUGUGGAUACUCUUAUUAAUCUAGUCAGGAGUGCGCAAUAACUUUGUUGGAUUCCCACUGAGAAGGAUCAUUGUCGCUUUUACUUCAGAAAAAAAUGUGUUGAGAGAGCGCAGUCACGUAAGUGUUGUGCUUUUAGGUGUUUUUCUUGGUUAAAUAACAACUGUUUUCUGAAAAUGGACACAUCCACCUUUCUUCUGUGAUAAUAUUACUGUGCUACCCCAUUCAACAGAAGCUGGAAUGAACGGGCAAGACUGAGUAGCUUUGUUGUGUCGAGUUCAUCAGCGUCGUAUCACGACUUCGAUACUCUGAAAAUACCACCUGACAUACAUCCGAAACGAACAUAGCAUUUUAGACUGACGAAACGUACAGAACAAAACUGGAAGCACCAAGAGGAGCUGCAAGGGUUCAUGCAGGAUCCAUUGAACUCUCCAUUUCGGUGUAUUUUAUUAAUUUGAGUUUCCCUCCCAGAGGUAUACAGGAAGAUUUAAUUACAAUUGAACCGUUUUUCUACGAGAGAUAAAUUAGGUCCUGAAGAUGAAAUUGGUGGCUGUUUAGUAAAAAAAGUUUCGAGUACUUUGCCCAUUCAAACACAAUGGCGUUGUGUCUUGUAGAACUUUUGGAGGAUUGUAGUUACCCAACGCAGGUCUUUAAUUUCACUUCCCAAAUUCUCACGUAAGUGUUUUAUAGUUUUUGAGUGCGGGCAGUAGUAAUUGGUUUCCUCUUACUCUUACAAGCAGCUCAUGAAAUCAUCUUUGGAUGGUAUACUAGCUGCAAUGAGACACAGCAUCUCACAACACUGUGAGAGCAUAAGUUCUCUGGAAAAAUACUCUACAAAAAAAUAGCGCACAAACAGUCUAGUACUCGUGUUGGAAGAAAUACUCGUGAACUAAGUGCAAGAAUACCGUCCCGCGUUACUUGUGAUUAUCUGUUCCGUUAGAUCAGCAACCAGCGCUUGACGCAAUACAAAUUGGAAAAUGGCUGCCAGUUUCCUGAAGAUGGCUGUCCGUCGCCAUUGCCGGCUGGACUCUGGGUGCCGCAGUCAGUUCUCUAUUCCGGCUCUCGCCUCGUUUCUGGUGAUGGUGCUAACGACAACGCAUCCGUCGUCUGCGAAGAGGCUGCGUUUGGGCGACGGCAUGGAGACUGCAGACUCUCGUGUACUGCAACGUCAGAAUAUCGUGGAGGGACAUCUUCAUACAGGCUCGACACCGGCUGAUGACGCUGAACUUUUGCUGACAUUAUUACCUGGUGGGGAGCCUGAACUACCAGAUACGAGGUUCUUACAUGAAGUUAGAGAAGGGGACCGCGGUCCACACUUACAUGAUCGAGCUCCAAGCCCAACUGGUAAGGACGAAGAAGAGCUUCAGCCUUCUCUAAACGAGUACAAAGUCUCAAAGAAACCCUAUCGUAAGAUACUGGAUGGCCAUGGUACAGUGGUCGAGCAGUUGCAUACAACAGUGUGGGAUUCAAAUAAACUUGUGAAUGAUGGCAAUCCAGCUGAUGCUGAAGGCGACGGGAACAGUAACCUCGAUUCUCCAUAUCAAGAAAUGGCAGAGUCUGUUCUGUCUGGCGAACACGAGGAGAGUAACAUCAAACGUUCUGUUCGUCUGCCACGUUCCCCAGUUACAAGUCGUGAUUUCCUCGGAUUCUUCUCCAGCCAAAACGGAUAUGGAGUGGAUGAAGCACAAGAACAGAGACCCUUUCAUGUGUCAACUGGCUAUGACAGUUCAGAAUCAAGUGUCAACCCGCACGUGGUAAAUAACCAGCAGCAGUACCUACAGGAAGGGCAGUGGAAUAUACAUACACCCCAAAAUACACAUGCCAGUGCGGUUACAGAAGCACUGUACCCACUACACCAGAGAAACUUGUUACAAAUUCGUAACGGGAGAGAAAAAAUCUUCCCACAGACCCCACUUGGAGGAAGGGCAUCGUUUGGAAAUGGAGAAUAUGCUCCUUCCGCUUUAGGCAGAGAAUAUAUUAAAAACACAUUCCCCGCAAAUCUUAGGAACUUCAUUUCCCAGGCAAAUGUUUCCCAGAAAAAGACACUGCAGAAUAAGAAGAGGGAUUUGUCACGACAACAUGUCACUCUCGGGGAGAACGUGGAGCCUGGAACAUCACAGAAGCCUACAUUGUACAGAUCUUCUGCAUUGGAGGAGUUCAACAGAAAUGGCCGUCCUAUUUUGGAAAACGCUAUCACGAGAAUGGUUAUGGGAGGAGAAGGACAAUGGGAUAGAAUUGCCACAGAUCAUUUCUCUAAGCUGUUCCAGCCAGUGUCACACAACGAGGCAGUAAGUCUCUCUUCGCAGCACAGCGUUCCAGUAGCUGUGUCUGAACAAGUGGUGUCCAUCUUGCCGAUAGACGACAAGCCGUCUGAAUACGACCACACGACAAGUUCUGUAUCACCAGUUGAAGAUCUGGGUGGUUCUAUAGAUGAGGGAGCUCUUGUUCUCGAGACCAGCGAUCAACAGAGAUUUUGGUUGGAGGGAGAAAGUGGUCUACUGCAUGAUAACAUCUUCAUCAGACCUGAUUACCAGAGUGGACUGAACCCAACUAUGGAGCCCCAUGUGGGGAUCAGGAUCUUUAAGAGAUCAGUGGGCACUGGAGGACUAAGGAAAGGCGGUGUUCCCCACUUGGUUAAGAUGAUGCAAGAAGGAGCUGGCAGUCAUACCUCAGCAGCACUGUCUAAGAGGUCUCCUCUGUCUACUGGGUAUGUUGCUGGCAUCACUGCUGACGUGGAUCACCACCAGCACCAUGAGCACAUGGCCGUGGCAGCGACUGGUGCUGCUCAUCACCACGACUCUAUUCCUCCGGCUGUCAUCCUAUCGUCAGGACACCACCACAGCGGCGACACAGCCCACCACCUGGUAGCGAAAUCUGAAACCACAGUAGGGGGUAGCGCCGGUGGCGCCAGCAGCGGUCGCGGUCCGAACCAGGAGGGCUCUGGGCCUGGCGCUUUGGUGGUGCUGCAUCCGCCACAGCCGCUGGUCGCCGCGCACGCCGAUGACGACACCAUACACGUCAUCGCCGCAGUGCCGUUCGCCGUCGCCCACCACCACGAACUCCACCACGAGGCAGACCACGUGCUGUCGAAGAGCACCACGCUGACGCUGGCCCCGCACGACAGCGACCCACACGUGCUGGCCAAGACGACGACGGUGACGACGGUGACGCAGCACGACGCGGCGCCGCUGCUCGUGGUGCACGCCGCCGACGCUCCCGUGGUGCUGCUCCGCCGCCCAGCUGCUUCCCAGUCCUCCACGUCCACCACGACCGUCCACAAGCCGCCAGCCACACACAACCUGCUCCGCGCGGCCCUCGGCGGCUUCGGAGUCGGGGUCGCGUUCGGUGGCGCCGGGGCGGGACACGGCUUCUAUGCAGCAGGGUGACACACCCGCUCACUCUGACUCCACAAAUAACGAUCGCGAUUUAAUGUGUUUAUGUAGAACAUCCGUCCAAUAAAGAGCAGAUUCUAUGAGGUGGUA